CCAAAAACGACCCCAACUCGGACAACCGUCGUGCUUCCUGGCCAAGCAUAAAGACCCUUGGCUCGCGCGUUGCACUGAAUCCUCACAGACGUGUCCGUUCCCCCAGGUCUUCCUCCGUGCAUUUGUGACCAAGUCACUACUCCUCAGCUUCCUCCUUCUUCACCUGCAGACCCCUGAGCGAGAGACAGCACCACCAGUAGAGGCAGUCUGCAGUCUGCCGCCAUCUUCACGCAAUGUCCUCCAUUCACUCUGUCCAUGCGGACGCCGUGUCGCCUGUCCAGCACGACCCGGACGAGCUCAAGGAUGAGUUGUCCUCCUCCAAGGGCACUCUCAACAUCAUCCAGAGCGCAAAGCUCGCCUCGGAGAAGGAGCACAAGAUGAGCCUUCUCCAAGGCAUCAAGCUCUACCCAAAGGCCAUUGGCUGGAGUGUACUCAUCUCCACGUGUAUUGUCAUGGAAGGGUACGACGUCACUCUCACAAACAACUUUUACGGGUUUUCUCAAUUCAACCGCAAGUACGGCGAGCCCACACCUGAUGGCAGCUACCAAAUCCCACCUGCCUGGCAGGCCGGCCUAUCCAACGGUGUCGUCGUCGGUGAGAUCAUUGGCCUGCUGCUCAACGGCUGGAUCUCCGAGCGCUUUGGCUAUCGCUACACCAUCUUGGGCUGCCUCGCCAUGCUCACGGGAUUUAUUGCCAUCUACUUCACUGCCCAGACCGUCGUCCAUCUCCAGAUUGCCUCAAUUCUGUGCGGCAUGCCGUGGGGUGUCUUCCAGACACUGACUAUUACGUAUGCCUCGGAGGUCUGCCCAGUUGCGCUCCGCGGAUAUCUGACCACGUACAUCAAUUUCUGCUGGGGUCUUGGUCAGAUCAUUGGCAUUGGUGCCCUUAUGGGCAACCUGUCGCGGACGGAUGAGUGGGCUUAUCGCAUUCCAUACGGGCUGCAGUGGAUGUGGCCUCUCCCCCUGGCGAUCGGUAUCUUCUUCGCACCUGAAUCGCCCUGGUGGCUUGUCCGCCGUGGAAGAGUCGAAGACGCCAAAAAGUCUCUUCUGCGACUAACCAGUCUUGACCGCGAGACUGACUUCGACGCCGACGAGACUAUUGCCAUGAUGACACACACCACAGCCCUCGAGAACAAGAUCACCAAAGGAGCCAACUACAUUGACUGCUUCCGCGGGACCGACCUGCGCCGGACGGAGAUCGUCUGCAUGUGCUGGGCAAUUCAGAAUUUGAGCGGCAACUCCUUCUCCAACUACUCGACAUAUUUCCUGCAAGCGGCUGGCCUGAGCGAGAGCACAUCCUAUGCUUUCGCGCUGGGACAGUAUGGCAUUAACUGCGUUGGUGUCUUUGGCGCUUGGGGCUUGAUCACUUUAGGUGUUGGUAGAAGAACCCUUUAUAUUUGUGGUCUCGCCGGGCUCUUCACCAUGCUUCUGAUCCUUGGGUUUCUCGGCUUGGCUCCUGACCGCCAAGCAGCGUCCAUGGCAACGGGCAGCAUCAUGCUCGUUUGGGCUCUAUGCUAUCAGCUCACUGUCGGAACAGUAUGCUACUCCUUGGUGGCUGAGAUCUCGACGCGACGCCUGCAAAUCAAGACUGUCGUCCUCGGACGUGUACUUUACAACGUUGUUGCCAUCAUCUGCGGUGUUCUGACGCCAUACAUGCUCAACCCAAUUGCUUGGGACUGGGGCAACUACGCCGGCUUCUUCUGGGCUGGUAUCUGCUUCUUCUGCUUCAUCUACGCGUACUUCCGCAUUCCCGAGCCUGCGGGUCGGACGUUCGCCGAGCUCGACCUGCUGUUUGAGCAGAAGGUGCCCGCACGCAAGUUCGCCUCGACCCACGUCGACGUCUUUGCCGAGCACGUCGACCCAGAGGUGAUGAAGAAGUACGAGGACCAGAUUGCGAUUGCAAAUAUCCAGAAGGGGUUGAAGGUGUGAGAGAAGGCGGACUGGGGAGUGCAAGUGGUGGAGAUGCGUGUGUUGAGAAGAGUGGUCUCUGCGCUGUGCAAAGGACGGGGUGGCGGCCAUCAGUCUUGAACAUACACUGGCCUUUUGUACAUUUCUGGACAAUUCGACGAUUGUGGAAAUGAGACUACCAUAUAUUGCACGUAUGGAUUUGUUGUCAAUCUCCUGGAAACUGUAACAUCGUGCCCAUUGUGGCAAUCUCGCUGUCCAAGCAUCAACCUGAGUUGUAGUGAUCUUGGUGAUACAAGGGCCAUAAAGUUGCCUCCAAACAGUCCAUAUGCCCAUCACUUGUUCAA
Messenger RNA from Microdochium trichocladiopsis, 2251 nucleotides. Its product is annotated as maltose permease MAL61. Gene Ontology annotation, biological process: carbohydrate transport; transmembrane transport. Gene Ontology annotation, molecular function: carbohydrate:proton symporter activity. Bases 234 to 1928 code for a protein of 564 amino acids. Gene Ontology annotation, cellular component: membrane. The record is from RefSeq and is a predicted model, not a curated record. Lineage: Eukaryota; Fungi; Ascomycota; Sordariomycetes; Xylariales; Microdochiaceae. The transcript is spliced from 9 exons.